Messenger RNA from Akanthomyces muscarius, 1368 nucleotides. RefSeq lists its product as uncharacterized. Gene Ontology annotation, biological process: mitochondrial translational initiation. The coding region runs from base 1 to 1368 and encodes 455 amino acids. The record is from RefSeq and is a predicted model, not a curated record. Gene Ontology annotation, cellular component: mitochondrial small ribosomal subunit. Gene Ontology annotation, molecular function: structural constituent of ribosome. The transcript has a single exon. Lineage: Eukaryota; Fungi; Ascomycota; Sordariomycetes; Hypocreales; Cordycipitaceae.
AUGGGCGGACGCGCUGUAUCGCCCGGCGGGGCGCUCCUGAGAUCAUCGCGCAUGUUCUCAAUGCCCAAGCCCCUGCCAGAACCUCAUGCUGGUCUUCAACACAUCUCCGACAGGAGCUCCAAGUCCAUGACCAAGUCACAGCCGCAGAUGCAAUCCGUCACCACACCUCUAUCAUCUCGGCAGAACGGCGAUUGGGGCUUCAAGCGCUCUUUCCCGCUCAAGACGACGCUCAACACCUCGACGCCGCUCAUCCGCCUCAAGAAUAUCGACGCCAUGGAGAACGUGACGGAUUUCGAGUCGGCCGCCGACCACACCCUGUCGCUCGAAAAGUUCCAGGAACUUCGCAUUGCCAUGUCGAUCCCCAAGAAGAGGGCCGAAGCUGGAAGCACCCUCCGCGAAACGCCCGGCAACAAAUCCGUUUUCGAAGAGCGCUUCGAUGCGACCGACGGCGACCGCGCCGACCACCUCCGCUGGAAGUAUGAGGGCCCCUGGCUAGCCAGAAUGACAGAGGGCGAGUUCAUGCGCUACUUGGACAAGCAGGUUCGCCCGCAGCGCGCUCAAUUCCGCGCGCUGCUGAGGAAGGGACUUGCGGAGGACAUUACCGCGCGCCAAAACAGCUAUGCUAUGGAGAAGGGCAUUGAUGCCCCCCCAGCUGUGGCAGCGGCCGACAUUACGGAAGCGCAGUUUACAGAGUAUCUACGUGCCCUGCGAAACGACCGAGCCGUCUUGUACGCCAUCGUCUCCAAGUUCCUCGACCUUGCGCCCCUUGGUCAGCCCGUUGGCGUUGUCCAGAGCCUCUUCCCGCCUCUUGCCGAAAGCCCCUGGGGCAAGGCUGGCCCGCCUACGACACACCCGUCUGCCGGUAUCAGCUACCUGCGGACAGGCUCUGUCAUGGAGAACCAUCCGGUAUACGGCCCUCAGGGUCGCCGCACACCCACGCUGGCUCGCUUGAUCAGCCCUCGGUCAAUCAAUACACCGCCUAGACUCGGUGUUGCUGGCUUUGUAGCCGACCCUCCGCCCGGCGACAAUGAAUUCAACACCCGCAACCCCAAGGGCAAGGGGGCUUCGAGGCACGCGGCAAACGGCAUCGCCAACCUCGACACGACCACGUUCGGUGGUGCCAAGGCUUACAUUGAGCCUGUAUCGGCUAGCGUCGACCCCAGUGGUCGCGUUCUUCUUGAGCUCAAGGAGGCUGGUGCCGAAGCGCAAGUCAUUGCCAAAGAGAACAGCGGCAAGAGCACUGUGUAUCAUGACGGCCCCAUGAAGCGCGAUCUGCGCCCGCAAGAGGCCGGCCUGGAUGCUGCGGCACAGCGAAUGCAGGCCGUGGCAGAUGAUUUAACGCAGAACAAGCCCUCAUACCGGAAAUAA